This is a messenger RNA of Cordyceps fumosorosea ARSEF 2679, 3177 nucleotides long. RefSeq names its product DUF221 domain-containing protein. Gene Ontology annotation, cellular component: plasma membrane. The transcript has 3 exons. Bases 1 to 3177 code for a protein of 1058 amino acids. The record is from RefSeq and is a predicted model, not a curated record. Lineage: Eukaryota; Fungi; Ascomycota; Sordariomycetes; Hypocreales; Cordycipitaceae. Gene Ontology annotation, molecular function: calcium-activated cation channel activity.
AUGGACGACCCGGAGCACUGGCCGUGGCUCGUCGCACGGCUCGACCUCAACCAGAAUACCGAUCCCCGCAUCAAUUCUACCCGAAACGACUCGAGCGGCCAAGGCACACUCAGCGCGACGGCAAACAGCAAAAGCCCAUCACUCUCCAAGCUCGGUGGCACAUUCAUCCCCAUCGGCAUUAUUCUCGGAGUAACCGCCAUCCUCUUCUUUUUCCUCCGUCCUAGAUUGAAGCGCGUGUAUGCCCCGAGAACCAUUCACGCCAUCCGAAGGCCGCUAGAACCGAGCCCAGAGUUGCCCAGCGGCAUCUUCAACUGGGUGGUGCCUUUCUUUAAAACUCCUGAUACAUUCAUUUUGAACAAUGCAACCAUCGACGGCUUCUUCUUCAUUCGAUACCUCAAAGUACUACGGAACAUUUGCUUCGUCGGAUGCUUGCUCGCCUAUCCUAUUCUAUUCCCGAUCAACGCGACUGGUGGUAAUCACAAUUACCAGCUUGCCGCUCUGACCAUCGGCAAUGUCAAGGAUCCCAACAAGCUGUACGCGCAUCUCUUUGUUGCCUGGGCCUUCUUCGGCUUUGUUUUAUUCACCAUCGUUCGAGAAUGCAUCUACUACGUCAACCUGCGCCAAGCAUACCUCUCUUCACCCCACUACGCUCAGCGCAUCUCAUCAAAAACCAUGCUCAUUACUGGCCUGCCCGAGUACUAUCAAGACGAAGCCCGCCUUCGAAAGUUGUAUGGGGACUCGGCAAAGAGAAUAUACCUCCCACGAAGCAGUAAAGUGCUCGCCAAGCUUGUCAAGGAGCGAGAACAGACCGCAAAGCGACUGGAGGACGCGGAAGUGAAGCUUAUCAAGCUGGCCAACCAUGCCCGCAACAACUACCUAAAGAAACACCCAGACCACCCUGUCAACGAACCGCCGCCAGGACGCGCCGAAGAACAAUGCGAGGUGGAUGUUGAGUCUGCAAGCUCUGAGCGACAACUUGCAUCGGCGUCGUCAGCGUCUCCUACCUUGACCAGGUUCUCAAGCGACAAGCUCCAGGUUGACCUCCCUGGUCCAACGCUACUCUCCGACCAAUCGAUCGAGCAUUUGCCGCAGCGGAAUUCUGACGAGACCAAGGUCGACGACACCGAGAAAAAGGAAGAGCGCGUCAGGACCGAAGAGGAUCUGGAUUAUGUGCAUCCGUAUGGCUUGCACGAUACGCUACCCGACCUGCGCGGCUCCGUGGCGUCCCUCUGGAUCCCGACCAGCAAGCGCCCUCACCACCGCCCGAUUGGCAACUUUUUGCGCCGCGUAGACACGAUUCGUUGGACCCGGAACCGACUUCGCGAACUCAACCUUCUCAUCUUCAAAACGCGCCGUGUCGUGCGACGUGGCGAGGCCGGCGCGGUGUCUGCCGCGUUUAUCGAGUUCGACUCGCAGGAGAGCGCGCAGGCGGCGCAGCAAGUCCUCGCACACCACCGCCCACUGCAAAUGUCGGUGAGGCUGCUGGGCAUUCGCCCGGACGAGGUCAUUUGGAGCUCUCUCCGCAUGAAGUGGUGGGAGCUCAUCAUGCGACGCACGGCGAUCCUGGCACUCGUUCUGGCGGCCAUUGUAUUCUGGUCGAUUCCGGCCGCGUUUGUUGGAUUGGUGUCGAAUGUCGACUCGCUAAUAAAGCUUGUGCCGUUCCUCUCGUGGAUUAAUAAGCUUCCAAAGCUCAUCACCGGAUUCAUCCAGGGCUUUCUGCCUGCCCUGGCCCUCUCACUCCUCAUGGCAGCCGUCCCCUUUAUGCUUCGCUUCUGUGGCCGCGUCUCGGGCCUCCCGUCCACUAUUCGAGUCGAACUCUUUGUGCAAAACGCCUACUUUGCGUUUCAAGUCGUUCAAGUCUUUUUGAUCACUACAUUGACCUCUGCCGCUUCCGGCGCCAUCACGGAGAUUAUCAAAAACCCUCUUGGUGCAAAGGAUCUGCUGGCAAAGAGCUUGCCAUCCGCAUCCGAUUUCUAUCUCUCAUACAUCCUCAUCCAAUGUGUCCUCAGCGGCUGCAAGGAUCUCCUACAAAUCUGGCCAUUCUUGCGUCAUGUCGUCCUGGCGAAAAUUACAGACAACCCCCGCAGCAGAUACAAAGCUUGGAGGGAACUGACAACUCCAGGUUGGGGAGGCAUCUUCCCCGUAUACUCCAACAUGGGGGUCAUUGCGCUAAGCUACUCUUGCAUUUCACCCCUAGUCCUGCUAUUCGCGGCAGGCGGAUUAUGGUUCAUCCAGAUUGUGUGGAAGUACAAGCUGCUAUACAUCCUGGACUCUACACAUGAUAGCAAGGGUCUUUUCUACCCGCAAGCCUUGCUACACCUCAUUGUCGGGCUGUACUUGGCGGAAAUUUGCAUGAUUGGGCUCUUUGCCCUGAACAGUUCGUUUCCGCCCGUCGUUUUGAUGCUCAUCUUCUUGCUCUUUACUUUGCUUGUCCACAUGUCGAUAAGCGAUGCCAUUGCGCCGCUUUUGGUCAGCCUGCCGCAGACCAUGAAGAUUGAAGAAGAGAUCCAAAUCGAGGAGAAGCAAAAGGCGGUAGCCGCUGCGACGGCGGCUGAGGCAGCGUCAGAAGCCCCCACCGGCGCGGCAAGCAGCUAUUACGACGAGGCUCAGUCAUUUGGCGAGGAGCGCAUCGAGAGCGAGGAAGAGGAGGGGGAGGAGGAGGAGGAGGAGGAAGGGGAAGAGCACGUGGUGACGGGAACCAGAGCGAUGGAGGGCGCCAGCAGCGUGCGGUCGACGGCCGUGGAGUGGUUCAAGGGAAGCACCAAGAAGAAGAUCAAGACUGAGUUUGAAUCGCCGUUCCUCAAGCAUUGGCUUGGCAAGAUUGGCAUCAACAUUGGUCCGGAGAAUGCUGACAAGCCCAACUUCUUUCAACGCUUCCUGCACCCGGAAGAAUACGAAGACUUCAUCGCCCUGCGAAAGCUCAUCCCCGCCGACAGCCUGCCCAACCAGGUGUACGCGGAAAACAACAAGUACUGCAACUACGCACCGCCGGACAUGUGGAUGCCGAAGCCGUCGCUUUGGAUCCCGCGAGACGAGGCGCGCGUGAGUCGACAGGAGGUGGCGCACUCGCGAGUCUUUACACCCAUCUCGGACCGCGGUGCUGUCCUGGACAAGGAUGGACGGGUUGUUGUAUAUUUUGACCAGGCACCGUGCCACGAGUCAAACCUGCUGUUGUAG